CCAUGAGUUUCUCCACACGAGGGAGGCGGAGGCUUGGGCCCAUUUCUAUUUAUAAUGGGCUGAACAAAUUUUGCAACUGUAAAGGUCAAUGAAGGAGUCGGCUUGAAAAUAAUCUGUAGAUGUUGAGACAUGCGCAGAUGCGGGAUGAUGCCAUAUUGGACACACGCAUACACACACCGCUCCUGCUUCAACCAGAACACCGGAUCACCCAAUUCAGAUAGACGGAAAAAACUCGCAUAAGCAAGCAUGGAUUGUGGAGAAGAGGAGGUAGAUUUCAACUGGGAAGAAUAUCUUGAGGAUACUGGAGCCACUGCUGCCCCUCACACUUCAUUUAGACAUGUGGAACUCAGUCUUCAGAGCAGUUUUCAGCCAGGAAUGAAGCUAGAAGUGGCCAAUAAAGGCAGCGUGGACACAUACUGGGUGGCCACCAUCAUAACCACAUGUGGUCAGCUGCUACUGUUACGCUACUGUGGCUAUGGUGAAGACCGCAAGGCUGACUUCUGGUGUGACGUCAUGACAGCCGAACUUCAUCCAGUCGGCUGGUGUGCGCAAAACGACAAAACACUUCAACCACCGGAAGAUAACGUUUACCUCAGAGCAGCCAUUAAAGAGAAGUACAGCGACUGGACUGAGUUUCUUAUCAAAGAGCUCACAGGGUCACGGACAGCACCGGCAAAUCUGCUGGAAGGGCCAUUACGGGGUAAAAACACAGUGGAUCUGAUAAUGGAAGGCAGUAUUUUGGAGUUACGGGAUGCCUCUGAGCCCAGCGUGUACUGGGCCACUCAAGUUCAGCGUAAUGUCGGUGGACGUUUAUGUCUCAGUUAUGUUGGAUUAAAUGACCCCUCCUACUACAUGUGGAUGUUCUACCUUGACACCAGGCUCCGCCCCCUGGGCUGGGCCAAAGAAAAUAACCUACCAAUGAAACCGCCUACAGAUCUGUGUGAUUUGAGGAGCAGCUCUGAAUGGACUACAGCUUUAGAUGAAGCUACAGCUGAAGCCUUGAACAACCCACUUCCACUGGAGGUCUUCAAGGAUCAUGCUGACUUGCACACACACUCCUUCAGGGCAGGAAUGAAGCUUGAAAUGGUCUCUCCAGUGGAACCCUUCCACAUCUGCCCCGUGUCUGUGACUAAAGUCUAUAAUGAAUACCACUUUCAGAUCACUGUCGAUGACCUCACAGCUGAUGCCACGCCCACCAGUGCAGUGUGUCACGCAGAGUCUCCGGGAAUCCUGCCAGUGCAGUGGUGUCUGAAGAAUGGAGUCGAACUGGAGAGGCCGCGAGGUUUUGAGACACAGGACUUUGACUGGGCCGACUAUCUUAAACACACCAGCACUGAGGCCGCUCCAGAUGCGUGUUUUCCAAACGCGUCUCAGAGCCGGGGUUUCUGUAAGGACAUGUGGCUUGAAGCGGUGAAUCCUCUACAUCCUGCUGAACUCUGCGUCGCUCGCAUUACUCAGGUCAAAGGCUGUCUCCUCUGGCUCAGACUGGAAGGUCUGACAAAGCCGUUACCGGAUUGUAUAGUAGAUGUGGAGAGUAUGAAUAUUUUUCCUGUGGGCUGGUGUGAAGCAAACGGCUAUCCACUAACACAUUCACUAAAGACCGUCUGUCUGCCUCAGAAGAAGAUUGCUGUCGUUCAGCCUGAGAAACAGUUGGCUCCUUCACAAUCUCCUGACAUUCCUAUUAGUCUGUGCUCAUCUGCUCCCAUGGAUUCAGGUUUGGUGAAUGGAAAGUACUGCUGUUCUCAGCUCUUCAUCAAUCAUCGCUGUUUCUCUGGACCAUAUCUCAAUAAGGGCCGAAUUGCCGAGUUACCAAAGGCUGUUGGGCCUGGAAAGUGUGCUGUAGUCCUCAAAGAGAUUCUGACAAUGUUAAUAAACUCAGCAUAUAAACCCGGCCGUGUACUUAGAGAACUACAGAUGGUGGAAGACCCUCAGUGGAAUUGUCAAGAGGAAACCCUCAAAGCCAAAUAUAAAGGGAAAAGCUAUCGGUCCACUAUGAGGAUUGUCCGGACAGCGGAUCAAGUGUCAGAGUUUUGUCGUCGUGUUUGCGAGAGACUCCAGUGUUGUCUGAAUCUUUUUGGGCCUACGUUUGUAUCCGACAAGUGUCCUGAAAACUGCUCCAGCCAAACCAAAACCAAAUACACAUAUUAUAAGAAGAGGAAAGUCGGUCGGCCAAGUUUAGGGGAAAACGCACAAGAUGGUGACCUGAGCAAGCCGGCAAGACGGCGGAAGAAACGCAAAGCCAUCUUUGUCCAGAAGAAACGGCGCUCAUCCAUUGUAGGAUACCACACCACAGAGUCACCUCAGGAUAGCGAUUAUAACUACGAUGAAGACGAAGAUGAGGAUUUUGAGGAAUGGGGCAGUGAGGCAAGUUCCAGUUCACUACGUGAAGAAGCCUCUGCCCAUAAUAGCCUACCGAGGAGAGGAAGACCACCACGCCGUGCCGCUCUUCAGCGCAGGAUGACCCAUCCAGGAUCAGAGACCUCAGACAGGAUCUCUCCUAGAAGAACUACACGAUCGGUCUCCUACAGCCAGAACCAGAUGGCCAGAGACACAAAUGUGAAGAUGGAGAGUACCGAAGAGGAAGAUCGUCUGGUAUUGGACACUAAUCCUUUACAAUGGAGCGUUUCAGAUGUGGUGGACUUCAUUACGUCUACAGAUUGUGCUUCAUUAGCCAAGAUAUUUCAAGAACAGGACAUUGAUGGACAAGCCUUGCUGCUGCUGACACUUCCUACAGUCCAAGAAUGUAUGGACCUAAAACUUGGACCUGCCAUCAAACUCUGCCAUCAGAUCGAGAGAGUUAAAGUGGCCUUCUAUUCCCAGUAUGCUAACUAAGCUAACUUUCUGCCUCGGCAGAUAUAAAAAUCAACAGAUACCUAUUAAUGAAACUCAGGGGAUGAAAAAGAGUCAUUCCAUCCAUCAGGAAACCUCAGGCGGCCUCAUAACCAAAUGGAGACUUUUCCAUUCACUUGCCUUCAAUUUGAGAUUUAGCCAUGGAAAGGACAUUUACUUUACAAAAACAGAGUAUCAGUUUGUUGCACAGUCUCUCAUCAAAUAUUCCAAGUCUUGACACUGCAGGUAAACAGGGUAAAAUAAUGUACAAAUUUUUACAGUAUCGUCAUACUUCACAAAUUAAUAGAUUACUCUAAAAAUUGCAAAUGUUUCCUAAUACGUUAUAUUUCAAUAUGCAAAUAUGCCAUUGUUUAUUUAAAUAGGCACUAAUUUGCAUUCGUCCAAGCACAAAGAUCUGAACAAUCAGGUUCAAAACCCUUGUUUCUUUUUAUUUUGACAGUCAAAGGUUUUUAUAAGGAAUAUUUUGGAAAUCGGAAAAACAUAAUUCACAAUUGUUUGGUUGAAUGAAAUGUAUAUAAAUCAAAUUUACAUAUGAACAUAUCCUACUGUAAAAACUUUGGAAUGUAGAUUUUAAUAAAACUGUGAAGUUGGUAGUAUUGUUCAGUGUAAAAAGUAAUAAUAAUAAACAAAUAAAUACAUUUUAAUGGGAAAAACAUUAUUAUAAAAACUAUAUGCAUAUCGCAUGGUACCAUUAUAUCUUCUGUAAACCUUAAAUAAUCAAAAUAUUAUUGAACAAAAUAUAUCACAAAGAUUUUUCUGAAGAAAACAAAGUUCAGUUAAAGGCUUCAAUAAAUUGACAGUAAAGUGUGACCCCUAAAUCAAGACCACAAGAGAAUUAAAAUCAGGCUUAAACAUCAGUGCAGAUAUAUUUUGUUUGUUUUUUCAGCCUUUAGCAGUUUAAAGCAUGUCUCUGCUUUCUUUUUUGUCGGUAAAAUAAUGUGCCAAUUCCACAUUAACAGUUUGUGAACAAAAGAGGUUCAUGAAGUGAUGUGCUACCCUAGCAUACAAAAAUAAAUCUAAUUCAACCUAAAAUUAAAAUUCAUAUGUAAUUUACUCAUCCUCAGGCCAUAUUCAGUGUAUAAGACUUUCUUUUGUCAGACGAAUACUGUUGGAGUCAUUUUAAAUUUUAUUCUGGCUCUUCCAUGCUGUAUAAAGAUAUUGAAUGGUGACUUUUAAUUUAGAAAAUUUCAAAAGCUCAUAAAUCCUUUGUUAAAUUAACCCACGCACCACCAGGGGGUCAACGUAUGUUUUAUGAAGCGAAUAAAUGUGUUCUGACGUGUUCUCAACCACCUCCACUUACUUGACAUAUUGAUUCAAGAUGCAUUCAUAGAGGAUAGAAUCUUACCACAGACUAUGAACAAGGAAACUAGUUGUUUAGUAUUAUACAGUAGCGUCAAAGUCACUUUAAGACAAGUCAUUUCACUUGGCAGCCAUCUUGGGCAGGUUGUUCGGGCAUUCUGUCUGAAUGGGGAAACUUCAAAUUCUCUAAAAUUGCUUGCCAAGCUUAUGAUUAGAUUUCAAAUUAUGAAACAACAAUUACAUUCAACUGUCUGCUUAGUUUCGUUUCUACACGUUUGAACCUGCAGAAAUUCACAUCUGGUUCCAGCCCUUCCCCCGGAGAAAUAUCAGUUUAUAUUGAUUGCUGAUUGGUUCUUGUACUAAAAGGCGGGGCUUCAUUCGCCAUAUUGUCUGUUACACUUUUCCCUAUUCAAAACUAUACAAGUGACAUGUCUUGUGUAUUCUAUAGUCUUUGGUAGCGUAAAGCCAACUAUUUCUUCUGUUUGUCGUCACCUCUGUUGAAGAGCCAAAAUAAAAUUUAAAACUACUCUGACUUUGUUCGUCUAAACAAGAAAAGUCAUAUACACAAGGAUGGCUUGAGCGUAAACUACGGGGUAAUUUAUAUUUUGGGGUGGACUAUUCCUUUAAAGCCCAAGAUAUGCUUGGUAUUUUAACGUACACAGCCUUUCAAAGUUUGAUAUUGUGCACAAAGGGAAGUUCUUGAUGUAUACAGAAACGUUUACGCCAUCCAGUGCUUUUUCAGCUCGUUUAAAAAAAAAUUGAGAAUAUAUUUUAAUUACCUAAUAUAUACAUUUUUUUAAAUAGAAACAUACAAUGUUUGCAUUAGUGAUCUGUUGUCGUUGUGUUUUUCCAGCUUGCACGCAAACUAAAUAGUAAAAAAAUAGUAAUAAAUUAGAUUGAAGAACAAGAUUUUGCGUUUAAAGGUAAAACUCCGAUGCUAGGUUCACACCAAAUGUGAACAAUUUUUUUUUCGACCUCAAACUAAAUUUCCACUCAAGUUAAAUCUUUCUUGUGCACGAUUCAAAAUUAAUGCGAAUUCUGCAUGUUCAUGCAAAAUCGUCAUGCAUUCCGCAUAAUUUACGUGCCUUGGCAGGUAUUCGCAUCUACGUGUUUGUAUGCAACUCAAUCAUGCAAAUACUUAAUUCCAUAUUUGGUGUGGAAUUAAGGGACACCAUAAAGGGAGAUGUGAAUAGUACGAAUUCUGAUGGACAGAAGAUAAUUUGUGUAAACACUUAAUGUGUGUGUGCAAAUCAUUAGGACACAAUUUUAUGACCUGGCAAAUUCUGAAGAAAUCGCAUAAAAUUCUAAGCCAAAAACAGAGGAAAACAUUGUUUUCAUUUCUUUCAUAGUCUCUCUCUUUCUCUAUAUCUCGCUCUCUCAUAAAAAAUUUAUAUGAGGUAUAAUUAUAUUUUCUACAAAAAUAGAUUCUUUUUCAGUACCGAGUAGGCGAUUUGAAGUGAUUUUCAUGCACAUUUUGUCAGUAAAAUCAGUUCUACUAAAUCCCCAGCUCAUGCAUUUAAUGCAGCAGAUUUUACUACAAUAUAGAGCAAAACUGUUUAAAUUUGAACUUGGUUUAGUUGGUCAAUAAUAACAUUAGGACAAUCAUUCUACAAAUUACAACAUGUAAUAACGUUUUUUUUUUUACUUCAAACUAGCCUCAAAUUAAAGCCUAGCAUUUGAAAUAAAUCCAUCUGUGAGAUAAUUCCGCAGUCAUGUGCUUUUUAGUCAUGCUAAAUAUUUUAAAUAAUAUUUAAUCAAUCAAUGAAAGCAGUUAAAUCUUCUGUUUAUUCAGCAACCGCUAUUUUCCUCAGUGGAUUUCUUUGUGUGUCAAUUGCAUCUGUGAUUUCAAUUUGAUUAAUCGCCUAGCCCAAUAGUUACCCCACAUGUGUGAAUUAAACAGGUUUAUCCUCCUGAUUGGUCAGCUUCAGAUGCAUUGACAAGUCAGAUCAUUCAACCAGACGCAUUAAAAACCCCAGCCAACAGCUCCCAAAACGUUGUGACAUGUUUAAAAUUUAUUAAGAGUUCGGGAGCCACUUGUCUCGUAAAUUCCUCUCACAUGAUACAAGCUGCAACCAUAUGAUCAUCAACAUUUUUCAUGUUAAUUCUUCCAAUGGGAAAAUAUAUUGUACAAGAUCACACAACAGCAAAAAAUUGCACAGUUUCAGCCCUGCUUUAACUAGUCUGAGCUGGUAUACCAGCUAAUAAAACUGGUGUUUAAAUGAUUUAGCUAGUUGGCCAAGUGGUCAAGCAUCUAAAUAACCGUCUAAAGCCAUAGAAAUAACUUAAACAUAAUUAGCUUUCAGCAGUUUCAGUGAGUUCUUUAAGGAUAACUAGACAAAAGGAGAUUUACAUUUAGUUCCAGAAGUUUCUGAGGAAAGUAUUUAGGAUGAAGAUUAAACAUUGAAGAUCUGUAGAACAAAAACAAAAACUGUGAAAAUGUCCAAUCCCUGAGUACACUGCACAAUUUUUUUGACAUUUAAUUAACCUGUCAGGACCAAAUUGUAUUUAUACUGGUGAAUUUUAUGUGAAGUGUUACCUUCAGAAGUCAAUUAAUAUAUUUGUAAUAUUUAUUUUGUGCUGAUAAACUAUUUUUGUAAUGUUUGUCAUGUUAGGAGGCGAGUUUGGCAUCCAGAAUUCAUUUGCUUGAAGUGCUGAGUAAUAUCAGGAUAAUAUAUAUUUGAUAUAUACCGUACUGUAGUGUGAGUACUUAUAUGUUGACUUGCAUAUUACACACAACAAUAUUGUUCCCAAAACCCUGUUGUAACACACCAUGUGUUUACUUUAAAAAUAUAAGGGCAAAUUAAUUUGAGGAUCUGCCUUUAGUCAUGAUCUAUAUUUCAUGUAAAAACUAAUUGUUGAUCUAUGCAAAAUAUAAUGUUUUCUAUGUAUAUAUUUUGUUUGUAAUGACUUUUCAUAGUGAUAUAUUUUUUACUUUUCUGUUUGAUGACAUUUAACGUGAUUACAAGUAGAAUGUAAUAAAACUGAAUUAUGCUAUUAAAAUACUGUGUCCAAUC
Molecule: messenger RNA, 7163 nt
Organism: Danio rerio (zebrafish)
Lineage: Eukaryota; Metazoa; Chordata; Actinopteri; Cypriniformes; Danionidae
Source: RefSeq, a predicted model, not a curated record